Molecule: messenger RNA, 693 nt
Organism: Racocetra fulgida
Lineage: Eukaryota; Fungi; Glomeromycota; Glomeromycetes; Diversisporales; Gigasporaceae
Source: the annotation of a GenBank genome assembly
AUGUUUUAUCAACAGAUGAGAACCGAAAAAGGAAAAACCAUUACCCGUGAAUCUCUUAUUAAGCAAUAUUUGGAUUGUUUAAUUGAGGAUGAUGCAAAUAUUUUAUAUAAAAAAGAUGAAAAUCUGGGUGGAUUGUAUUUGGUUAAAUAUAGCGUACUGGGUGAAUCUUUAAAACAACAAGUUUUUGAAAAUAUUAUAUUAGAAAAAUACGGCAUAAAGGGGCAAAGAAUUGUGAAAGUAUUACAAGCAAAACAAAAAUUAGAUGAAAAAGCGAUUACUACAUUUACUUUGAUGAGUGUAACGGAUGUUCGACAGAAACUGACUGAAUUACUUAACGGUGGAAUUGCACAAGUUCAAGAAGUACCAAGAUCGGGAGAUCGAGCACCCUCGCGUACCUUUUUCUUUUGGUAUAUCGAUUACAACAAAUGUUAUGAAAUAAUUCUACAUAACUAUUACCGUACGCUUGCAAAUAUUCAUCAAGUCAGAUUUGAACAAGAAACUUCUGCAGCACGAUUAUUGGAUAAAAAAGAAAAAGAAGAUGCACUCAAACAAUUGAAUAAUAACACUUUCAUCCAAUUAUUGACAGAAAAUGAAACGAAAGCUUUGAAUGAGUUAGAAUUCAUUUUGACACAAUUAGAUACUGCUCAAUUGAGAAUUGUUCAAGAUAUAAUGUUAUUUAAAGAUUACAAGUAA